Molecule: messenger RNA, 3279 nt
Organism: Colius striatus (speckled mousebird)
Lineage: Eukaryota; Metazoa; Chordata; Aves; Coliiformes; Coliidae
Gene: CDC16
Product: cell division cycle 16
Exons: 18
Coding region: 126-1997 (623 amino acids)
Biological process (GO): cell division
Molecular function (GO): protein binding
Source: RefSeq, a predicted model, not a curated record
GCAGCGGCGGGCAGGGCGCGUCGCUGGGCGGGGGGAGAAGCCGGCGGACAGGCAGGGGCUCCCGGCGCGGCGGGUUUGGCGUUUCGGCCGCUUCCCUUGCCGUCACCCACAGGCUGCGCGCGAGGAUGAACCUGGAGCGGCUGAGAAAGCGGGUGCGACAGUAUAUCGACCAGCAACAGUAUCAAAGUGCCCUGUUUUGGGCAGACAAAGUAGCUUCACUGUCUCAUGAGGAACCACAAGAUAUCUACUGGUUGGCCCAAUGUCUCUACCUAACAGCUCAGUACCAUAGGGCAGCACAUGCCCUUCGAUCUCGUAAGUUGGAUAAGUUAUAUGAAGCAUGUCGCUACCUUGCAGCUAGGUGUCAUUAUGCAGCAAAAGAACAUCAACAGGCCCUCGAUAUUCUUGAUAUGGAAGAACCAAUCAACAAGAGACUUUUUGAAAAGUACAUGAAGGAUGAAACUGGAUUGAAAGACUGUACCACAGACUGGGAGAUGUCACAGUCUUCCAUCAAGAGCUCUAUAUGCCUCUUGCGAGGGAAGAUCUAUGAUGCCUUGGAUAACAGAACUCUAGCAACAUACAGCUACAGAGAGGCCUUGAAGCUUGAUGUUUACUGCUUUGAAGCAUUUGAUCUUCUAACUUCACACCAUAUGCUGACAGCACAAGAAGAGAAAGAACUGCUCGAAUCUCUACCUCUUAGUAGACAAUGUACAGAAGAAGAACAGGAGUUACUUCACUUCUUAUUUGAGAAUAAAUUGAAAAAGUAUAAUAAACCCAGUGAAACACUCGUUCCUGUAUCAAUAGAUGGUCUUCAGGAAAACCUGGAUGUGGUAGUAUCCUUAGCUGAACGACAUUAUUAUAACUGUGAUUUCAAAAUGUGUUACAAGCUUACUUCGCUAGUGAUGGAAAAAGAUCCUUUCCAUGCAAAUUGUUUACCCGUGCACAUAGGGACACUUGUGGAGCUCAAUAAAGCAAAUGAGCUUUUCUAUCUUUCUCACAAGCUGGUGGACUUGUACCCAAAUAAUCCUGUGUCCUGGUUUGCAGUAGGAUGCUAUUAUCUCAUGGUUGGACACAAAAAUGAACAUGCCAGAAGAUAUCUCAGCAAAGCUACUACUCUUGAGCGAACCUAUGGACCUGCGUGGAUAGCGUAUGGACAUUCAUUUGCAGUUGAGAGUGAGCAUGACCAAGCAAUGGCUGCAUACUUCACAGCUGCACAGCUCAUGAAAGGAUGUCAUUUGCCCAUGCUCUAUAUUGGACUGGAAUAUGGUUUGACCAAUAACUCAAAGUUAGCUGAAAGGUUUUUCAGCCAAGCUUUAAGUAUUGCACCAGAAGAUCCUUUUGUCAUGCAUGAAGUUGGAGUGGUUGCAUUUCAAAAUGGAGACUGGAAAACUGCAGAAAAGUGGUUUCUUGAUGCACUGGAAAAAAUCAAAGCUAUUGGAAAUGAGGUAACUGUUGAUAAGUGGGAACCUUUAUUGAACAACUUAGGACACGUCUGCAGAAAACUCAAGAAAUACGAAGAAGCACUGGAAUACCAUCGCCAGGCUUUAGUACUAAUUCCUCAAAAUGCUUCUACAUACUCUGCCAUUGGCUACAUCCACAGUCUCAUGGGCAAUUUUGAAAGCGCCAUUGACUACUUUCAUACGGCCCUUGGUCUUAGGAGGGAUGACACGUUUUCUGUCACAAUGCUUGGACAUUGCAUAGAAAUGUAUAUUGGGGAUUCUGAAGCCUAUAUUGGAACAGAGAUCAAAGACAAAUUAAGAUGUUACGACUUUGAUGUACACACAAUGAAGACAUUAAAGAACAUAAUUUCACCUCCCUGGGAUUUCAGAGAAUUUGACAUAGAAAGACAAACUCUGGAUGAAAGUGGCAUAAUAACAUUAGAGACAUCACAGCCAACGAAAAAUACAGACGCCAGUCGCCGGUUGGAAGAAACAUUUGAGAUUGAAAUGAAUGAAAGUGACAUGAUGUUAGAAACAUCAAUGUCAGACCAUAGCACGUGACCAUAAAGACUGGUAGAGAGCUCAUUUUGUCUAAAUAUGUUUGGUUUAGCAUUUUUUGUUAUGGUGUUAUACUUUCAAGAAUUUACUAUUUUUAUAUGAAUUCAAACUACUCCUCUGUACUUAACACCAGAGAAAUAAUGCUUGCCUUAAGGAUGAUUAAAAAGUAUAUGUGAUGGACUGUUGCUACAAAAUUAAUCAUACACGAUGGAGUAAAAAAAUAAAUUCUUUUUUUUUUUUUUAUACUGUUUACUGAUCCAUGUGUCUGCCAUCAGUAAAACUGUGAGGGUUUAAAAGUAGAACCAUUGACAGUGUUAAAUGGAGUCACCGGCCUAAUACAGUAGUAUUGUGGCUUCUGAGUUUUCAUACUGUCUGUGAGGAAUGCUAUUGUAGUAAAUAGACCCCUAAAAAAUCCAUGCAUUUUUAUACUUAUUACUUUAUAAGUAUGUAUUCCUUUAAGGUCCAGUUUCAAUGCUUUUUCCAUCAUUUUACUCUAAUUUGGCAUACAUUAAAUUGAUGACAAAGCAUGUUCCUUUGUUAUACUUUCUCCUAGUCAGUAAUUUCAGUUCUUCAUCAUUCUGUAUCAUAUUACCAAAACAUUAUGUAAGAACUGAUUUUGGUCCACUGACCAGACAACAAACAUGAAGAUAAAUCUGUCUUACCUGCAGUUAACAUUAUAAUGAAGUUGUAAGGUACAGUGUACUGAUAUAGGGACCACGGUCACUCUCUUUCAUAGAAUCAUAGAAUGGUAGGGGUUGGAAGGGACCUUUAGAGAUCAUCUAGUCCGACUCUUUACACAUAGCUGUUUUGUCAAUGCAAAAAAGGAUUAACUGAAUAAUAGACAUAAACAGUUUUUCCAAACCUCUGAAGUGUGGUAUUUUUAAAUGUCAUUGGUUUACUGAAAAAUGAAGUAGUAAAGCAUAUAUGUCUGGACCAGCAGCAGUGACUUAUCCAUCUGCUAAGCAGGACAGGUCUGUGCCACCUUAGCAUGAAUGUUGAAUGUGUUUUGUGUCAAUCUUUCCCUUCUUGCCUUUUCCACAUCUGUCAUUGUAUGGGGAUUAAAAUUAAAAACUUAAUGCUACAACUUAAGCUGUCAUAAUAUUUUCUUUUGUGACUUCCAGCUAAGUUUUGGCAUUUAAUGUUUAGAACAGAUUUCCUGAAGUCUACCAGUCCAGACGUUAGUGUGAUGUACUUCAGAACUCAAAAACUAGCCAUUUUUCUGUAGACAAAGAUUUUUCAUGAAAUACAGGAAUAAUUUCUUUUUACUUGACAAAAUAAAAUCACU